Ochotona princeps (American pika) is the source of this 1467-nucleotide messenger RNA. RefSeq names its product steroid 21-hydroxylase. Gene Ontology annotation, biological process: hormone biosynthetic process; progesterone metabolic process. Bases 1 to 1467 code for a protein of 488 amino acids. Gene Ontology annotation, molecular function: heme binding; steroid 17-alpha-monooxygenase activity; iron ion binding. The transcript is spliced from 10 exons. NCBI's taxonomy places the organism in Eukaryota, Metazoa, Chordata, Mammalia, Lagomorpha, Ochotonidae. The record is from RefSeq and is a predicted model, not a curated record.
AUGCUGCUCCUCAGCUUGCUAUUGCUGCUGCUGACCUUGCUGGCUGCCACCCGCCUGUUGUGGUACCGGUGGAAGCUCAGGGGCCUCCACCUCCCACCUCUUGCCCCGGGUUUCCUGCACCUGCUGCAGCCCAACCUCCCCAUCCAUCUGCUUGAUCUGGCUCGGACCCUAGGACCCAUCUACAGGCUCCGCCUUGGGCUGCAAGAUGUGGUGGUGCUGAAUGAUAAGAGGACCAUUGAGGAAGCCAUGAUCAAAAAGUGGACAGACUUCGCCGGCAGACCCCAGGCACCUAGCUACAAGCUGGUAUCUGAGCACUACCCAGACCUGUCACUGGGGGACUACUCCCUGCGCUGGAAGGCCCAUAAGAAACUCACGCGCUCGGCCCUGCUGCUGGGCAUCCACGAAUCCAUGGAGGCCCUGGUGGACAGCCUGACCCAGGAGUUCUGCCAGCGCCUGAGAGCACUGGCUGGCGCCCCUGUGGUCAUCCUGGAGGAAUUCUCUGUCCUCACCUGCAGCAUCAUCUGCUCCCUCACCUUCGGAGACAAGGUCACGGCAGACAAUUUGGUGCACCCCAUUCACAACAGCGUGCAGGACUUGCUGAAGGCCUGGGGCCACUGGUCGGUGCAAAUUUUGGACGUGGUUCCCUUUCUCAGGUUUUUCCCCAACCCAGGUGUGUGCAGGCUGAAGCGGGCCGUUGAGAACAGGGAUCAGCUCGUAGCACAGCAGCUGAAGUUCCACAAGGAGAGCCUGGUGGCUGGCCAGUACAGAGACGUGGUGGACUACAUGCUGCAGGGACUGGGCCAGGGCCCUGGACAGCUCCUGGAAGGGCACGUACACAUGGCCGCCGUGGACCUGUUUGUCGGCGGCACCGAGACCACAGCGAUCACCCUCUCGUGGGCUGUAGCAUUCUUGCUUCACCACCCCGAGAUUCAACGGCGACUACAGGAGGAGCUAGACCUCGAACUGGGUCCAGAAGCCGCAAGCUCCAGGGUGCCCUACAAGGACCGCACGCGGCUGCCCUUGCUUCAUGCCACUGUCACUGAGGUGCUGCGCCUGAGGCCCGUGGUGCCCUUGGCCCUGCCCCAUCGUGCAACACGGCCCAGCAGCAUCUCUGGCUAUGACAUCCCUGAGGGGACAGUUGUCAUCCCCAACCUUCAAGGCGCCAACCUUGAUGAGACUGUGUGGGAGCAGCCGCAUGAGUUCCUGCCGGAUCGCUUCCUGCAGCCAGGCAAGAGUCCCCGGACACUGGCUUUCGGUUGUGGAGCGCGCAUUUGCGUGGGCGAACCGCUGGCGCGCCUGGAGCUGGUGGUGGUGCUGGCGCGGCUGCUGCAGACCUUCACGCUGCUGCCGCCGCCCACCGGCGCCCUGCCCUCUCUGCAUCCCCUGCCCCUCUGUGGCAUCAACCUCCUCAUGCAGCCCUUCCAGGUGCGGCUGCAGCCCCGUGGGCCGUCCCCCGGGACAGGGUAG